This is a messenger RNA of Lactuca saligna, 1791 nucleotides long. NCBI's taxonomy places the organism in Eukaryota, Viridiplantae, Streptophyta, Magnoliopsida, Asterales, Asteraceae. The record is from the annotation of a GenBank genome assembly.
AUGGCAAUGGAGGGUUCGACAUACCCAAUAAAAUCGGUUCCACAUACCUCGGGUAUGGAACGAAGAUACAACAACAGUGGAGAUGAUGAACCAAUGGUAUGGAACGAAGAUGCAGCAGCAGUGCAGACGAUGAACCGAUGCGAUACGUCGAGGGAGUCAGAGGGGCAAAUAUUGUUGGCUUGGAAGACGACGGUUGAGAGAAAGGUGGCGGUGGAGGGAGCGAAGAAAGGCCUGAGUGUUGAGUGUGAAACAGAGAGCCAACACCAGAUAGAUGAAGCGGUGGUGGUGAAAACCCUGGUCAGUGGGACUGCCUCGAAAAAUACAGAACAGACACCACGUAGCCACGUAGACAAUAAAGAAAGAUGUUGCACGUGGACCGGAGAAAAACGUUUUUUUGCUUACCUGAAUAUCCUACGCUCACACACAAUGCAGAAGCCUUCACCGUUAAACAAAAACCACACCCCUUUUUCAAUGAUGGCGGAGAUUUCCCACCUUCAUCUCCAUGAAGAUGAUCACGAUAACGAAAAUGACGACCUUCUAAACUCACUUUCUCCUCGCAGCCAUGACUGGUCUCAAGAUCUCGACGGAUUCGACGUUUCACCUUCAGAUCUCGACUUUCCUUCCUCAGAAUAUUUCCUUUGCCGACAAAGGCGCCGCUCCGAUCGGAAUCCGAUCAGCGUUUUAAACGGAAACAAUGCUUCUAGUCCAUUCGAUCUCGAAAACGAGGUAAAUUUCGUAAUCGAUAUGUUCCAUCAUCGCGUUGAGCGAUCGCAUUCUUCGUCGCGUGUAAUGUUAGACACCGAUUUGGGUGAUUCUGAUCGUAUUGUUAGAGUUAGUGAUUGGAAUGAGGAUAUCAAUUCACACAAUUUGGAGAUGGAUUUUGAGUCAGGAUUAGGGUUAGGGUUUCCCGUAGAAGUUCGUAAUUGUAACGACGAAGGUGAUGACAAUUCUGGAUUUAUGGUUGCUGAUUGUGGUGAUGAGUUCUUCGUGUCGAGGAGGACCAGCAGCAGUGGCGCUCGAUCUGAAUCGAGAGAUCCAACAUAUUUCAUGAGUGGAUUAAGUGCGACUGAUUCCGAUGAGGACCAUGUAAACGAGAUUAUUGGUGUGGACGAUGAUUUCGGUGAUGAUGAAGCAAGUCUUAGGCUAUGUUGGGAUGCUUUUCAGCUAGAAGACGAUGAUCAUUCAAGAUGGGACAUACCUGCACAACAACAUUUUGAGUGGGAGGAAGUAGACAGUGGAGUCAACGAAAGGGAAGUUUUGACCAUGUUUCUGGACGCAGAGGCUGACAACAACACCACAGUAGAUGAUCUCGAGUGGGAAUUAUUCCUGAAUUCUCAUAAUCACGAAGCAAAUCCCACUACCACAGAGGCCAAUAACUACAAUGAGUGGGAGGUUUUCUUGAAUGUUCACAAUCUUGAAGCAAAUCCAGAUUUAGAAGGUCAGUUUGAAGACUACAAUGAUGCAGAACACGAGAUGUUAUUCGGGCAGUUUGCAGAUAACGGUGACUCAGGUUUAGUUCAACCACCUGCUUCCAAAAAGGCAGUUGAAAAUCUUCCAUUUGUGGUUAUGACUCUUGAACAUGUUGAAAAAAACAACACACUUUGUGCUGUUUGCAAGGAUGAAAUUGGUGUUGGGGAAAAGGCAAAACAGCUUCCUUGUAUUCAUCAUUACCACGAAGAUUGCAUCAUUCCUUGGUUAUGUAUACGAAAUACAUGUCCAGUUUGUCGCCAUGAGCUGCCUACUGAUGAUCCUGAUUAUGAAAGCAGGAAAGCAGAGAGGGUUGCUAGUUAG